AUGGCACAGCCACCGAAACAGAGCAAGCUUGCAGUGGAGGACGAUGAAUUCGAAGAAUUUGACUAUGAGGAUUGGACAGAGCAGCAGGAGGAUCCCAAGAAUGCCGGGCUAUGGGAACGGGACUGGGACGAUGACAGCCUUAGCGACAAAUUCAGCAAAUCUUUGAGAGAGCAGCUUGCAAAACCUGUCAAGCCAAACUCUUGA
Molecule: messenger RNA, 204 nt
Organism: Coccomyxa subellipsoidea C-169
Lineage: Eukaryota; Viridiplantae; Chlorophyta; Trebouxiophyceae; Coccomyxaceae
Exons: 2
Coding region: 1-204 (67 amino acids)
Biological process (GO): mRNA export from nucleus; proteasome assembly; double-strand break repair via homologous recombination
Cellular component (GO): proteasome regulatory particle, lid subcomplex; proteasome complex
Source: RefSeq, a predicted model, not a curated record